AUGAAGGCUACCGGUGUCUUAUUGGUGGUUUCUUUGGCAACCAUUGUUGCUGGACAUGGCUACAUGUGGAAGCCAGAUAGUCGAACAAAGCUAGGAUUUAAGGCCGGCCUGGACACUUGCCCCGAGUGCACUAUCCUGGAACCCGUCGAAUCCUGGCCUGAUCUCGACAGCGCACCGGUCGGCCGCAGUGGACCCUGUGGAUACAAUGCUCGCGUGAGCGUUGACUACAAUCAACCAGGCAGCGACUGGGGCUCUGAUGUGGUGACCACCUACAAAGCGGGUGAGGUAGUUGAUGUCGUGUGGUGCAUUGACCACAAUGGUGACCAUGGAGGCAUGUUCACCUACCGGAUCUGCCAAAACCAGGACAUUGUGGACAAGUUCCUAGACCCGGAUUAUCUUCCCACCGACGAUGAGAAACAGGAAGCCGAAGACUGCUUCAAUAAAGGCCUCCUGGACUGCACCGAUGUGGAUGGACAGACUUGCGACUACAGCCCCGAUUGCGGCGAUGGGGACGCUUGCCACCGCAACGACUGGUUUACGUGCAACGGAUUCGAUGACAGCAAAUGCGCAGGCGUCGACGGCUCCGAAAUGGGUUCCUGUGACACCACGAUCUCCGGCGGCUACACGGUUACCAAGAAGAUCAAAAUCCCUGACUAUGCGUCGAACCACACCCUGCUGUCCUGGAAAUGGAACUCGUUCCAAACUGGCCAGAUUUAUCUGUCCUGUUCAGACAUUGCGAUUCAGUGA
Messenger RNA from Penicillium paradoxum, 747 nucleotides. RefSeq lists its product as uncharacterized. The record is from RefSeq and is a predicted model, not a curated record. Bases 1 to 747 code for a protein of 248 amino acids. NCBI's taxonomy places the organism in Eukaryota, Fungi, Ascomycota, Eurotiomycetes, Eurotiales, Aspergillaceae. The transcript is spliced from 2 exons.